Molecule: messenger RNA, 510 nt
Organism: Dendronephthya gigantea
Lineage: Eukaryota; Metazoa; Cnidaria; Anthozoa; Malacalcyonacea; Nephtheidae
Product: 60S ribosomal protein L32-like
Exons: 4
Coding region: 65-466 (133 amino acids)
Biological process (GO): translation
Cellular component (GO): ribosome; cytosolic large ribosomal subunit
Molecular function (GO): structural constituent of ribosome
Source: RefSeq, a predicted model, not a curated record
CCACCAUCCAAGAUGCAUUGCGUGAAAAUUAUCUUUCCUUUGGUUCUUGCAAAAAAUAGCGAAAAUGGUGAGCCCUGUGGAAAAAUUAAAUAUAGUCAAAAAGAGACGAAAGAAGUUCAUACGCCAUCAAUCUGACCGGUUUAUGCGCGUAGAUAAAAGCUGGCGCAAACCUAAAGGAAUUGACAACUGUGUCCGAAGACGAUUCCGAGGACAACGUCUUAUGCCCAGCAUUGGGUAUGGCUCAAACAAGAAAACCAGACACAUGCUGCCUGACGGUUUCAGGAAAUUUGUCGUGCAUAAUGUUGCAGAACUUGAAGUGCUGCUGAUGUCCAACCGUCGUUUUGCGGCUGAGAUUGCACACAAUGUAUCGAGCAGAAAGCGUAAGCAGAUUGUUGAACGGGCCCAGCAACUCGCAAUCAAAGUUACAAACUUUAACGCCAAGUUGAGAAGCGAGGAGAAUGAGUGAUGAAUAGUUUAACAAUAAAUUUUCCCACUUGGAUUCCUCCGUGA